This is a messenger RNA of Ordospora pajunii, 1275 nucleotides long. Its product is annotated as elongation factor Tu. Bases 1 to 1275 code for a protein of 424 amino acids. Gene Ontology annotation, molecular function: translation release factor activity; GTP binding; GTPase activity. Gene Ontology annotation, biological process: translation. The transcript has a single exon. Gene Ontology annotation, cellular component: translation release factor complex. The record is from RefSeq and is a predicted model, not a curated record. Lineage: Eukaryota; Fungi; Microsporidia; Ordosporidae.
AUGGAUUUUGAAAAGUUGCGUAUAAGCAAGAAGGAGGUGAUCAAUAUUGUGUUUGUAGGGCAUGUUGAUGCAGGGAAAUCAACCAUUUGUGGGCAGAUUCUUGUAAACAUGGGGCUGAUCGACCACAGAACGCUUGAAAAGUACAGAGAAAUGGCAAAGGAUCAGAACAGAGAGAGUUGGUAUUUGAGCUGGUGCCUGGACACAAAUCCGGAAGAGAGGGAGCGCGGAAAGACCACAGAGGUGGGAACCGCAACUUUUGAGCUUCCCAAGCGAAGAAUAAACAUCCUGGAUGCGCCAGGACACAAGCAGUUUGUUUUUGAAAUGAUAAAUGCAGCAAACCGUGCAGAUGUUGGGAUCCUUGUUGUGUCCGCACGCAUAAAUGAGUUUGAAGCAGGCUUUGAGAAGGGAGGGCAGACAAGAGAGCACAUACUGCUCCUGAAGGCAGGGAGUGUGCAAAGAUUGAUUGUGCUUGUCAAUAAGAUGGAUGACCCGAGUGUUGAUUGGAGCAAGCAACGAUUUGAUGAAAUAAGGGAAAAAGUUAGCGGAUUUGUAAAAAAGAUGUUUGCAGUGCCAGUAUUUAUUCCCGUGAGCGGAUUCACAGGGGAGUAUAUCAAGGACAAGGGCCGAUGCCCAUGGUAUGAAGGCGAGUCUUUUAUUUGCGAGCUUGAGAAGAUAAGCAUUCCUAGGAAAGAUGAUGCGCCUCUUGCAAUUACAAUAACACAGAAGAUAAAGCUGAUGGGCUCGGUAUACGUGCAUGGAAAGAUAGAGUGUGGAAGGGUUGCUCCGAACAUGGCGGUUAAGGUUCUUCCACAGAAUGCAAUGAAUCAUGUAAUGUGCAUCCUAGACGAUGAGGAUGUGGAGAUUAAUGAGGGAUUGUCUGGGGAUAUCGUUCGGCUCAAGCUGAGGGACGAUACCGAUGAUUUGUCGGUUGGAGGCAAGAUAGUUGAUCCUAGUAACAGCGAUUACAAAGUAUCUCAAGAGUUUACAUGUGGACUAAACCUGAUUGAUGGAGAAGCGGUUAUUAGUUCUGGAUACAACUGCAUUAUCCAUAUAGGAGUAGUGGCUAUGCCAUGCAAAGUCAAGGAAAUACGGGACAUGAAGAACAGCAGGAUUAGAUUUUGCAAGCAUGGAGAUAAGGUCCUUGCAAAGAUAGCUCUUGAGUCACCAAUAUGUAUCUUUAAUUGCAAUAAGGAGGAUGACGAAAGAAGACAGAGGUUUGCAUUAAGAUUGGAAAGCAAAACAAUUGCGCUUGGAGUCAUACGAGUAAUAAAGUAA